UCCAUUUACGGCCCCAAGCGGGAGAGUCCUCUUUAAGUCCAUAAAACCCCAAAAGAAAGACGUGGCAGGGAAGCAAAGGAAGGUCCGAAUCCAUUUGUCCCCAUCUUUCGGCAAUCGCCGCCUAGUCGGAACUCCCGAUACCUGACCCACCAGCGCAAGCAAUCAUGUCCAUGAUUGAUUGAGUGAACCAGCGUCUUAGGGUUUCUUUUUCCAAUUAGAAUUGUGGGUUCGAGAUUGGAGCUUCGAAAAUGUCUCUGAGAAUCAAGGUGGUGGUGGACAAGUUCGUACAGGAGCUCAAGGAAGCUUUGGAUGCGGAUAUUCAAGACAGAAUCAUGAAGGAGAGGGAGAUGCAGAGCUACAUCGAAGAACGCGAACGCGAAGUCGCCGAGCGCGAAGCUGCUUGGAAAGCCGAGCUCUCUCGCCGUGAGGCAGAAAUUGCCAGACAAGAAGCAAGGCUGAAAAUAGAGAAGGAAAACCUUGAGAAAGAGAAGAGUGUUCUGAUGGGAACUGCAUCAAAUCAAGAUAACCAAGAUGGAGCUCUUGAAAUCACUUGAACAUUACAUGAGGUUAUGUGAAUAGCACCCGGAAUUUUAUGGGCACUUUUUUUCGAAAUUCCGGUUGUUGACUGUCAUGAAAAAAGUAUAUGAGAUUGCCCGCUUUGGCUGGUAGAAGAAAACAGACUUUGUUCAAACCUGUUCGGGAAAGAAUCUGGUAUAAGAUUACGGGCUGGAAGGAGAAGCUGCUGUUCUCAAGCUGGGAAAUAAAUUCUGUUAAAAUCGGUGAUUCAAGCUAUGCCCACCUAUUAUAUGAGUGUGUAUCGUAUGCCAUUGCAUUUGUGUCACGAAUUAUCAGGACUUUUAGCUCGUUUCUGGUGGAGUCGAAUGAAAGGAAAGAGUGGGAUUCCUUGGUCUCAGCUGUGUCAAUGUAAAUUGAUGUCCGACCUUAUCACAACUGAUGGGUUAUGCAAUUAUCAUUUGAUUAAUUACUAGUUCCUUCUAGUG
Molecule: messenger RNA, 1001 nt
Organism: Rosa chinensis
Lineage: Eukaryota; Viridiplantae; Streptophyta; Magnoliopsida; Rosales; Rosaceae
Exons: 3
Coding region: 249-554 (101 amino acids)
Source: RefSeq, a predicted model, not a curated record